CUCUACCUCUACUCCACUCCUCAAUGGCUUCCAAGAUUCUCUUUCUUGUGCUUCUUUCUGCUUUUCUCUGCACCACUUCUUGGGCUCGAAAGCUCACUACUACCUCUUUUCACGACCAGAAAUUCUUCCACCGUCCCGGAUUUGGCGGUGGUGGAGGCGGUGGAGGGUUCGGCGGAGGCGGCGGUGGAGGGCUAGGCGGUGGUUUUGGUGGAGGAUCUGGAUUUGGCGGAGGCGCUGGCGGUGGUGCUGGUGGUGGUGCUGGAGGUGGCUUCGGAGGAGGUGGCGGUGGACUAGGAGGAGGUGGUGGCAUUGGUGGCGGAGCUGGUGGCGGGUUCGGAGGAGGGGCCGGUGCAGGAGGAGGACUUGGUGGUGGCGGUGGRGCUGGAGGAGGUGGAGGUUUUGGUGGCGGCAGGGGAGGUGGACUUGGGGGUGGCAGUGGGUUCGGCGGAGGUGCCGGUGCCGGUGGUGGAUUUGGAGGUGGAGUACUUCCUUGAAGAAUAAAAUUUUACUACAAAGGAAAACAGUGACCUCUAAGCUUUUUGUGUUUAUUUUCUUCCAUGCAAAUGUGCUAUGUUAUGUUGUUGUAUUAUGUUUGUUGUUUUUGGUUCUAAAAUGAAAAGGGCUAAUCUCAUAUCCUCUACUAUUGUAUUAUCUUUUCA
Molecule: messenger RNA, 659 nt
Organism: Momordica charantia (bitter melon)
Lineage: Eukaryota; Viridiplantae; Streptophyta; Magnoliopsida; Cucurbitales; Cucurbitaceae
Source: RefSeq, a predicted model, not a curated record